Molecule: messenger RNA, 1378 nt
Organism: Closterium sp. Naga37s-1
Lineage: Eukaryota; Viridiplantae; Streptophyta; Zygnematophyceae; Desmidiales; Closteriaceae
Source: the annotation of a GenBank genome assembly
CAUAUACUACGUGCAGCUGGGCAUCGGCACGCCGCCACAGACGUUCAACCUGGACAUAGACACGGGCAGCAACCUGCUCUGGAUCAACUGCUUGCCCUGCAACCCCUGCACGCUCUCUAAGACUCUGCAAACCAACCCGCCCUUCGACUCUGCCAAGUCAUCCUCAGUCAAGCUCCUUCAAUGCUCCAACAAAGCGUGCAUCAACCCCGACCGAACCGUCAAGAUCCGCAACUGCAACGUCACCGCCAAGCCUCUGGCUAAAGGCUCGGCAGCAGGCUCGGCAGGAGGUUCGGGGGAGGAUUUGGGGUGUAUGUAUUCGGUGGCGUAUGGGGAUGGGAGUGGGACGUCAGGACGCCUGCUUGGUGACGUCAUCCAUCUGCCCAUCUCAGGGUCUGCUCGGGCCUUCAAAGUUCCCAUCACUUUUGGCUGUGGGAACUCGCAGCAGGGCAACUUUUACAACGGCCUGGGCUGGACCUACUACCAGGCGCUAGACGGGCUCAUAGGGCUGGGCAGGGGGUCGCUCUCUCUGCUCACAGCCGUUGGAGCUUACAAGGAGUUCUUCCCCAUUCGGCAGGUGGUGGCGCAUUGCCUGGGGGGCGAUGGCGGAGGUGGGUGGAUGACAGUGGGGGACCUUCCCAUUCCGCCUCUCACCGCCUUCACACCCCUGCGACCAGACGAAACUUUCUACAAAGUGACACUGAGGAAGGUGUUUGUGGGGGGAAUAGAGGUGGCGGUGAAUCCAGCGCAGUACGGCAACCUGACCCACGGCAAUGCCAUCUUUGACAGCGGCACCACCUACUCCAUCAUGCCGCCUCUCUUUGUCCCGCCUCUCUUCCACCUUAUCCAGACGGCAGUGGGGCUGCCGCGCUAUCCCUUCUCCAUUGGCAAGGAGGGCUCGCUCUGCUUUUCCUCCACCGACGAGCUGACAGCAGAGGAUGUGAGGAACCGUUUCCCCCACAUCAACCUGCAAUUCGAAGGGAGGGGCGUGUUCAUGAAUUUGCCGCCCCACACGUACACGUUCAAAGCCAUGGACGAGGGGGUGGAGAUAGUGUGCACGCAGGUGGUGCUGGGGUCUGAUACCAUGAAGGCCCCUCAUGGACUGGCCUUCAUCAUCGGAGGUGAGCUGCAGCAUGCUGGGUGCGAGGACAGCAUGGUGGGCGGCAAGGCACAUUGGGCGGCAAGGCACAGUGGCUGGCAAGGCACAUUGGGCGGCAAGGCACAGUGGCUGGCAAGGCACAUUGAGCGGCAAGGCACAGUGGCUGGCAAGGCACAUUGGGCGGCAAGGCACAGUGGCUGGCAAGGCACAUUGAGCGGCAAGACACAGUGGCUGGCAAGGCACAUUGGGCGGCAAGGCACGGUGGCUGGCAAGGCACAUUGA